Molecule: messenger RNA, 1404 nt
Organism: Serendipita indica DSM 11827
Lineage: Eukaryota; Fungi; Basidiomycota; Agaricomycetes; Sebacinales; Serendipitaceae
Source: the annotation of a GenBank genome assembly
AUGAACUCCACAAUUCAGCUCAAUAUUACUCUACCCCCGGCCGCCGGAGGCAUUCCUCAGGAGGCUGCCGGGAAUUACUCUCAAGGCAUCCAACUUCAUCUCUCUAUCACUCUUCCGACGACUGCAAGCUCUGUGCCUCUUGUCCAAACGACAUUGGCCACCCCAACGUCGAGAUCAUAUGUCGAAAACAGCCUUACGGAGCGAGAGGCCGACUUACGCAAAGCUCUGAACCAACGCCGCUUGAAACCGAUUACCAAUGGUGCGGUAGCUUCUGUAGAGGGGCUUUCGGUGACGGCACCAUUUCAUUCGUCGUCACUGCAGACCAGGGCGGGUAGCGAAGGGACAUCCUCUGAUGGUACUCUUUGCUCGAAUGGACCUCGCUCGGGUGAGACGCAGUCUCGCCGGAAUGUGGUACUCGUAGUGGAGCAAGGCGAUUUACACACAGAUUCAAGCAAUACCCAACAAGGUCUCAACAGCCUUGUACACCUCCCGGGUCGCCACAUCGAUCGAGAUCUGCUUCACUCCAGUCAGAACACCGCAGCCCUCGAGCAUGGCGUGGUCGGUCACGAGAGUCCAAGGCCAUUGGCAAUCACCGAGACGUCUCUCCUGACUCUCUUCAAUCGAGGAGAUCUUCCAGUUCUCGAUCCAGGAGUGUCUCUUACGAGCCCCGUGAAUCGCGUUUGCCUCCCAGGCGACCGAGGGACGACUCCCAGUGCUCCCUUCGAUCUCACAGCACAAGUCUCGAAGUUUCCUAUCAAGAGGGUAAAGAAAGCUGUGCUCAAGAGUCGCCUUUACCUCUGGCACUCCGGGUCAGUGCUCCCGGGCAAGAUGUCCUUGCUCGAACCACCCGUGAUCGAAUUUGUCCCCUUCUAUCAUAAGAACCAGGAAGAUCGUCACAUGAAUCACGCACCUCACCCAGGCUAUACAGAGGAAGAAUUUAAUGAGGCCGUCAAGAUCUAUGCCCGCGGAGACAAAUUGCCUCCAUCGUUGAUCAAAGGAAAUGUCGAGAUCAAUUGGAGGAAUCAGAAUCGGAGCUCCCCUCCAUCCCCCACUCAUGUUAAUCCACCACCUACGAAGCGGCGCUUCGAACGUCCCCCAGCGCGUGCUCCAGCCACUUCGACGGACAACUAUGAGCCGCCAACGAAGCGCCCUCGUUUAGAGCAACAAUCCUUCGAUCGCCGAGACCAAGGCAUGCCUCAAUACGAUACCACCCCUCGUGAUCUCUACGUAUACGGAGACAGUUAUGCCGAUCCUCCAGAGUACUCUCCGAGGUCUUCUCCGCUUCGACAUCGACUUUCAUCUCCAAAUGAUUCUCGCACACAGCACCGACCGGAUUACUUUAUGAACGCGCCUCCACGGGGCGUAUAUGAACGACCUCGGGACGUGCGCACUCAUUGGCAGUGA